AUGUUUCAGAGUACAGAGAAGGUAUCGUUGGUCGUAUCACGAAAGGUUAAUUCUCCCUUAGGAUCUAACCCCCGCCCAAAGUCUGCUCCUGAGUCCCUAAACUUGGACUCCACUGUAUCACAAGCCUCAAACCCUCCCUGGGGCCUCAACUCUGUCUUCAACGACUCCCUAACUCUCCCCACCCCUACAACUCCUCGCCACCUUGCCACCACCAAUCUCAAUAGGGACUUCUCCGAGCCACUACAAUACAAGUUCAUCACAAUUGUCAAGGAGGCAAAUGAGAGUCUAGGAAUGAGGAUUGGAGGAGGAAUAAGCAGCAAUGAAGGUGACAUCCCUAUAUACAUAGCCAACAUACACCCUCAGGGAUGCGUUGGCAAAACACAACGAAUUUGGAAAGGAGACAUGCUGAUAGCUGUGAACGGCAACAGUUUGAUUGGACUAAGCCACGCUCAGGCAGUGGCCACCCUGAAGUCCACCAUCCCCAACACAAGGGUAGAAAUUACCGUGGUGGAAGGGCCUGAAACUUCUCUUGGAGCGAUGAAUUUUGUCCCUUCUUGGCUUUACUGGCAGAAGCUACCAAGGUGCCUUCAGUUCCCGAAGACAGUGACCCUGUAUCGUAGCCCGGGGGCCAGUUUGGGGUUCAGCAUUGUAGGGGGAGAGGACCCUAUCAGAGGCUCGCACCACAUCCACAUCCUAUUUGUGGUCCAAAACUCCCCUGCCGCCAGAGAUGGGAACUUAAGAUGUGGAGAUCGAGUGCUAUCAGUGGACGGCCAAUCACUGGAUAAAGUCGAGCACUCUAAGGCUGUCUCAAUGCUGAAGAAAACCGGCACAAAAGUAGUGCUUGAGGUGGUGUCUUGGCUUGGCACGGAAAUAUGAUAAUCAAAUCAUAUUACGAUCAAAGUC
Macrosteles quadrilineatus (aster leafhopper) is the source of this 903-nucleotide messenger RNA. Its product is annotated as ligand of Numb protein X 2-like. Bases 1 to 876 code for a protein of 291 amino acids. Lineage: Eukaryota; Metazoa; Arthropoda; Insecta; Hemiptera; Cicadellidae. The record is from RefSeq and is a predicted model, not a curated record. The transcript is spliced from 5 exons. Gene Ontology annotation, molecular function: protein binding.